UGCGACAUACUAACAUGGUGGAGAGUAAAUAAGAACCAAUAACUGUGGGGGCGCCGCAAAAGUGGUGGAAAGUUAACAGCGAAACAGAACAAAUGGCAGAUGAUUUGAUAAGCUAUUGUAUUUUGUGUCAAACUUUGCAAUUUUGCAUGUGUUCGACAGCUGUUUUCAUCGUAAUUAGGACUCCAUGCUGCAGGAAUGUGGUCUAGGAUAGGGCCGAGUGUCCUGUUUUUUCUUUCUUCCAUCUAUGUCUGUGUGCACACAGCUUCCUUCUAUGGAGAAAGCUACAUUAGGGUGCCAUUCCAGCAGGCCUCCCGAUCCACUGAGGUGAAGCUGCACUUCAAGACACAUCGCCCACAUGGUCUACUCCUGCUAGCGUCGGGCACCACCGACUACUUCGCCAUAGAGCUCAAGUCUGGAAUCAUCGAGGUGCGUGUGAACCUGGGCUCUGGCGAGGCCACGUUUCAUUCCACACCUGGCCUCAGACUGGACGACCUUCAGUGGCACUCUAUCCACAUCAACCAGAGCUACAAGACCUUCCACCUGAACGUAGACAAUGUGAUGAUCAGUUCUAUAAAAACGCCAGGCUCCCUGCAGGAACUCAACAUCGAGUAUGGAAUAUUUCUUGGGGGAACUGGAACAUUUACCGAUGUGUUUCAUGGAAAUUUCAAGAACUUCCGAGGCUGUCAGAAGAAUGUGUUAUUCAAUCAGUAUGACAUUCUCAGUUUGGCCAAGCAGCUGAACAAUCCUUUAAAUACUUUUGAAAUCUACUGGGAUUGUGAUGAUCAGUUCGAUGCGGGAUCAGAGCAGCCUAUCAGCUUCAAAACUGAGACAUCUUUUGUUGCUUUCCCUCAUUUCCACAUCCGAUCACAAGGAACAUUUUCCUGCGAUCUGAUUACACACUCGCAGACAGCUCUGAUUUUGUUCAAUUCUGGACGGCAUGAAUCUGUGCACGAUUUCAUUGCUCUGGAAAUCCUAAACGGUCGAUUGAAGCUGUCUGUAAACAAGGGAAAUGGUGUUAAGUCUGUGAUGUCUGACGAGAUCAUUAAUGAUGGCCGUUGGCAUCAGGUGGACAUUUUCCUAUCUGCAAGUGUCAUGGAACUCAAAGUUGAUUCAAAACCAAAGCAAACACAUUUUAGUCUCGGUGAUAAUGCUUUCUUUAACCUGGCAGGCCAUUUGUUUCUAGGUGGAGUGAGCGUACGUGCAAGAGCCCAUGCACUGAAACGUGGAUUGAAAUCUCUUCAAGGGAAGAAGUCCAUGAAGGGCUCUAUGCUGGGAUGUAUUCAGAAUGUAGUGAUAAACAAACGUGUGUAUGGCUUCCGAGAAAUUCAGGUGAGCCGUACCGUCGAUCCGCAUUGUCACGGCCAGUUCCCAUGUGCUUCAGACCCGUGUGUUGAUGGGGCCGUGUGUUCAGAAGUGAACAAAGUGGAGUUUAAGUGUAUCUGUGAUGAACCAGUAUGUACCAAAGAAAAUUUCACUUCGACUGGAUUUAGUACCAAAGAUCACACAAAUGUGUUGGCAAUUGAAGGACUGAAGUUGGAAGAAGGUGCUCAGACGGUCAUAACUACUGAAACCAUUGAUGUCAUUUUUGACUACAAGGCUUACAGAACCCGUGAAUCCUCCAUUCAGUUCAAAGUCAAAGUGCCACCACAGUAUGGCAGGAUUGAUAUUGAUGUCCGACGAAGAAAGCAUUCUGAUAGAUUUACAUUGCUGGACUUAAUGGGACAGAAAGUGUUCUAUGUUCAUGAUGGCACAGACACCACCAGUGAUGAUGUCACAUUUGAAAUGACAAUCAAUCCACAGGAUCCCAGCUUGCCAGAAAAAUACCACGGAGUGUUUGACUUUGUUGUUCCUAUUGUGAUUAUUCCUUACGAUGAUCCACCAAAGCUAGAGCUCCCGUCAGGAAGUGCCAUAAAAAUAGCACACCGGGCAAGACUUAAAAUAACAAAACAGAUUUUAAAUGUACACGACCCAGACACAAACCCUGCUGAUCUACAGUUCUCCGUUACAUAUCAACCAGAACAUGGUUAUAUUGCAAAAGGAGACAAGGUUGGACAAAGCAUAUCAACAUUCACACAGGAAGAUGUAAACAAUGGACAAGUUUGGUUUAUUCAUAAAAGAGGAUCCACCAUUCAUCUUGAAAUAGAGGUCAUGGAUAGUUCUUCCAAAAGUGACAGAAUUAAUCUGCAAAUCAUUGCUGUGAACUUACAACUUGAGAUGACCAAAAUUACUGGUAUAAAAGUCUAUCAUGGCACAUCCACAGUUAUUAGUCCAAACAACUUGACCGCGAUGACCAAUGUCCCUGCUCAGCGGUUGGACAUCCGAUACAGGAUAUCAAAACAACCCAAGUAUGGCAAGGUAGAGAGAAGAAAGCAUGAAGACGAUUCAUGGAUUACUGUUGACUCUUUCUCGCAGAGACAUAUAGAUAAUGGUCGACUACGUUAUUCUCACACACAUUUCAAUAAAUACCCUAACAAAGAUGCCUUUUCGUUUAUAGUCAUGGCCAAGGAUAUAGCUUUAGAAGAGAAUACAUUGGAUAUCAUCUUUCUUCCCGUGUCAUUGAAGGUAGAAACAAAUUCUAAGUUGACCUUGAAACAUGUUUCAUAUUCGGCACUAAGUCCUCAAAAUCUUAAUGUAAAUGCAAAUACAAAUGCAGUGGAUGCCAAAAGAAUAGUUUAUAGUAUUCUGAGAUUGCCAAGUCAUGGUGGCUUCUACAUUAUGAAAUCAUCUGUUAAUGACAUUAGUGACUUCGAUCAGAGUCGUCCCUUGAAAGCAAAAGCUAAUUUCACGCAGUCUGAUAUCAAUGACGGAACACUGUUUUACAAGGUUCACAGACCAUCAUUCAGCAUAAUCGAGGACUUUGUGGAUCUGAAGAUCUCAUUUGUUGGUUCCCGAGGCAUAAUGUCACGUCUCCUCAUUAAAUACCUUCCUGAACACAGUUCUGUGAGAUUUCUAAACAAUGGCCUCAAGGAUGUCAUUGAAGGAGGAAAGAAGGUAAUAGAAAAGGAUGAUCUCAGCUUGGAGGUGGAUAACUACAAGAACUCGCAGUUCACGGUGAUGUCACCUCCAGCUCAUGGGUCUCUAAAGCUGAUUGAUCCACGGUCAUCGUCUGUAUUGGAAGAAGAUGUCACUGAAUUCACAAACACUGACAUCAGAGAUGGAAAACUUGUGUACCAGCAUGAUGAUUCCGAGAAUACGGCCGACUCGUUCACAUUUACAGCAGCUCCUAUGCUUGUCUCUGAUUCAGAUUCCUCUGAACUUCAAGAGUAUUCAGGAACAUUCUUGAUCUCCAUGCUGAUGCGCAAUGAUAACCCUCCAGCUAUCCUGAUCAAUCGUGUCUUUCAGGUGGUGAAGAAUAAAAAGCGUCCAAUCACAAUCAGAGAUUUAGAAUUCAUGGACCCUGAUGUUGAUUUUGACACUGAUAAGCUGAAAUAUUCUAGAAGAGGGAUACCAAAUGGGGACAUAAUUGAUGCCAAAUCAUCUAAAUCUGUAUACGAGUUUACGCAGAAAGAUUUAGUGGAUGAGAACCUGCUGUUUGUCCACAAAGGUGCUGAUCAUGAACGAGCAGCCAUGUGGGUGACUGACGGACAAUUCGUGAAGCCAUUUUUAUUCGAAAUACAGGCGUCUGAUCCAUAUAUAAAAAUAGUAAAUAACACUGGUAUUAAAGUAAAACAAGGUGGUCAUACUGAGAUAUCUACACACAACAUAAGUGUUGAUACCAAUGUCAAUACAAAAUCGUCUUCAGUGAAUUUUGUUAUGACAGAGGAACCCCUCAAUGGACAUCUACGCAUUCGUGGAAAGCAGGUUACUGAGUUCACUUUGGAGGAUGUCAGUAAUGAAGUUAUCCGGUACUGGCAUGAUGGUAGUAAUAACAUGGAGGACAAAUUUAAAUUUGCUGUUAUUGUUGAUGGGGCUCAGACGAAAGGAAUUUUUCCCAUUGUUGUAUUUCGUGAAAGUGAGUUACAUCCACCGCAGGUGGUGCACAACAAGCUCCUGGAACUUCCUGAAGGUUCCCGCGCCGAAAUAACCAGCAGUCAUUUGCAGGUUACUCAUCCUUCUACACCAUCUAAAGAUAUCAUAUUUACUGUGACAACACUUCCUACUGGUGGUGUUCUAAGAGUAGGAAGCAAAGAGCUCGCAGGAGAUGCGACACCAACAUUUACCCAGAAGGACAUUGAUCAGGGACACGUGGCUUAUAGUCAGUCUGCCACUGAUGUUUUAUCAGAUCAGUUCAUUUUCGAUGUCAGUAAUGGCCAUCAGAGUUUACUGAAUCUACAGUUCUAUAUAGAAGUUGUUCCUACUUAUUUGCCCCUUGUGGUUAAAAACAUCAGUGUUGUGGAAGGUGGACAAGUGUCAUUAACAAAGGAGGUACUUUCUUUGAAGGGCAGACACUUCAAAAACAAAAGGGUUACCUUUGAAAUCACCAACAAUCCAUUCCAUGGGUGGUUUGAAUCUUCUGCUAAGAAAGGAGUUCGUGUGUUGGUAUUUACAUCAGAUGAUAUUGCUACUACAAACAGAAUCUUCUAUCACCACAAUGGGGAUGAAAGCCUUACAGACCAGUUUUCAGUUACUGCAGUUCUGGACGACCAAACCAAACGCAGUCGCCCACAGAACGUGCAUGUUCAAGUUAGACCUGUGAACGAUCAGCCACCUAGAGUAGUCAUCAAUGCUGGGCUAUCGGUGUGGAAAGGAUCCAUCACGGAGCUAACCAAUCAGAGUCUGCUAGCCGAGGAUGCCGACUCCAGUCCAAGUGAGAUCACAUUCCGGGUGUCCAGUCCGACCAGCGGCCAUAUUGCUUUCCUUGACAACACCUUCAGAGCAAUCAACUCAUUUACUCAGAAGCAGGUCAAUGCUGGAGCAGUCGUCUUUGUCCACACAGGGGAAGGUGAUGGCCAGUUCAACUUGCAAGCCUCUGAUGGAACUAAUAAUGACAUCCUUCGACUGUUCAAGAUAACAGCUAAUCCUCUUGUUCUCACUCUGAGAAAUAACCGUCAGUUGAAAGUGUUUCCAAACACCCUGCAGCCCAUUCUUCCAGGCAAUCUGCUGGCUGUGACAAGCGACCAAAACCUGACAAAACCAAUUGUGUACACCCUAGAGAGGAAGCCGAGAAAAGGUAGAAUUGUCACCCUUAUGGAAGGUCAGCCUCUGGAAAUCACAUCCUUCAACCAGGAGGAGGUGUCCGAGGGCAGAAUCUUCUACCAGCAUGAAAGCUAUAUCCCAACAUGGUCGGUUUCAGAUUCUUUUUUCUUUGAAGUCUCCACAGCUUACGCAGAACCUUUGAAGGAUGAGAUGCUGGAUGUGGAUAUUUCUUAUGGCAACAUCAACCAGGGAAACAUGGGCUCUCUGGUCAGGGUGAUGGCUGCCAGUGUCAGUGAGGGUGGAGAGGUUUCACUGACACGGGAGAAUCUUGACAUCUCUGAAUUGCAGCACAGACUCCAACAGUACGGUCGAGGCGUGACGGUGCAGUACCUGAUGAUGGGUGUGCCUCGUCAUGGGAAGAUCCAACAAGAUGGAUUUACCAUGCAGGCAAAUGAUUCCUUUUCUCAGAGCAGAGUCAACAGUGGCAUGAUUAAGUACCUGCAUGACGAUUCGGACACAACGGAAGAUGCCUUCAAGUUCGCUUUGAAAAUACAGCAACCCACGGGCGAAGCUCACAUCAGUUUCAUAGCAAAUAUUACUAUAAUAGUUGAGCCCAUUAAUGAUGAGAAGUUCACACUUUUGACAAAGAAUCCAUCUCUAAGAGUCAUACAAGGUCGUACAGCAAACAUUACGAGCCUGGAGUUGAAAACUACAGACCCAGACACGACUCCUGAUGGAAUCAUAUACAGUAUAGUAACAGGUCCAGACAUCGGGAAGCUGGUGUUCAGGGAGUAUCCUGACGUGACAGUUAAACGAUUCACCCAACAGGACAUCAACACUGGCCGACUGCUUUUUGUUCAUGAUGGAACUCGCAAUUCUGGUGAAUUUUAUUUCAAGGUUUCUGAUGGAACGUUUAGACCAUAUUACAAAAUUUUCAACAUUUACGUUAUUCCACUUACUGUGGAAAUAUCUGUUAACAUGCCAGUGGAACUGACUCAAUCCAAGUCUUCUGUGUACAUUACUAACAAAUCACUUAACAUUUCCACCAAUUCAGAAAGAGAAAACAUCUGGUACAACAUAACUAGAGACCCCGAGUUUGGACAGAUUUACUACGAAGAGAGUCCGGUCAGACAUUUUGCACAGACCGACAUUGAUAACGAGCUGCUGCUUUACAUUCAGACUGACAUGACAGCUGGGUCAGACUAUUUUAUUUGUGAUCUGUAUGCUAAAGGUAUCCAGGUCCUUGCAACAGCUCAGCGGAUUAAUAUCACUGUGAAACCCCUUGUCAGACAGAGAUCCCUGCACGCUCCUGUCGGCUCAUAUUCGGCUAUAACCAAAUACACUCUGGACGCCACAGAACUGGCAGGCAUCACGAGAGACAAUCCUGUCUACGAAAUCACAGAGAAACCCAAACAUGGGAAAAUAAUGAAAAUAAACCGUGGCAGACGGGCAGUUGAUGCCAAUGCAGUCCUGACGGAGGUUAGUGCUUUCACCCAUGAAGAUGUUGUGUACACCAAAGUCCAGUACAAGUCCGAUCUGCCACAAAGCAAUGCGAUGCAGGAUUCGUUCAGGUAUGUCCUAAAAGCCAAUGGUGUUCAGCCAGCAGCUGGUAUGUUGGUUAUCUCCCUUCAACCACCAGAAGAUGAUCUGUCAUCACUUCCACCUGUAUUUGUUCCACUCUCGUCGACUCCAAAACGAACAGAUGCAACCAAAAGCAUGGACAGAGAUGGCUUUCAAGAGAAGACAACUGCAAGUGUUCUUGGGCCUGAUGUCAACAAGUCUACUGCCGAUUCAAGCAUGACCAGUGACUACAUCAUCAUAGCUGUAGUGAUUGGUGUAGUUGUGGUGGUCGUUCUCAUUCUUGUUAUUGUAGUCAUUCUGUUGAAGCGACGAAGGCGACAGAACAUUGUCCAGGAGGAACUCAAAACACGAACGAAACCUCGACCGUUUAUCAGUGGUCCUCUACAGCUGGAACAACCUCACGUCCUCAUUGAACCUCAGUUUGAGGGUGAGGACAAUGCAGGAAAGAACACGUACUGUAAUAUUCCAGUGAUUAAUAUUUCGCCCGGUGGUGGAGACACAUUAGAGUCGGAUGCACUUGUUUCAUCAGCACCACGGUCUCCUGACCUCAGCCGACAGGAAGUCAGUAAAGUGGUCCCCAGCUGCAAGGUGACACCGCUGGUGGAGAUCUCUGAAGCGCCGUCGGAGAUGACAAGCAUUCAGGCACCGGAGAGUGCCAAGUCGAACACAAGUGCAGACGUGUUUGACUUCGACUGGAACGAGAUGGACCCAGAUUUGUUGCAGCACUGUCGGACGACGACUCCAGUAUUAAGGAAGAACCAGUAUUGGGUGUAGUAGACUAAGCAGUGCCACUGUGUAGGACAUGUUUACUUAGGCCUGGUCUGAAAUGGUCACAUGGAGAGCUUAUUGAUUUGAGAUGGGUUGGAAGGGAAUAUGUUUCAGUCACCAUUAUAUAUGAGAUUAAAUAACAUAUACAUGUAAAUAAAAUAAAUGGUUACUGCUACUGCUUUAAAAUAUUAGUCUUAUCCUGUCCAGGAUGAAUGGCAAAUGCUGCUGUGCAGAGUCAUGUGAUAUUGGUCAUUCUAACCUAGGGAUAAAGUCCUUAUCUUAAAGCAGUAACCAGGGCCCAAUUUCACAAAACAUUGUAAGCUUAGUUUUGCAUGUAAACAUAAAUCUAUGACUAAACCACAAUUCUUAUUACGUGUGUACUAUUAUAGUACAAUAAAUAUGGUUAGAAAUACAUAUAGUUUAUUUUGUAAUGAUGUAAUUUUUUUCGUGAAAUAGAUGCCAAACACUUGUAAAUGUAUGCCCAGUAUAACUGUUAAUCACAGACGUAAACUUAUGAUGUUUUGUGAAAAUGCCCCCAGAUAUUCUCUUCAUACAACUUCAAGAAACAGAAAAAGUGGAGAUCGAUGGCACAUUUUGGCUCUAAAAUGUAAACAAACAACAACAAACUUCCAGCAGAUAUAGGACCUGCUUUAAAACAUUGAUUAAUAACUCCACCCCUUCCCCCACUUACUCCAUCCCCAUGUGAAAAUUUCUCCAAUAGUAUUUAUAUAAAACGAGAUAUUAUGCAUAAAAUGCAGUAGACGUUUAUACGAGAUUUUAGCAUUUUCUAUUAUCUGUGUUAUCUAUGUUAUUAUGUUCAUCAUAGUGUUUGUGAUUUAACAUUCUCGUACCAGUGUGCUUACAGCUUGUGAUGUUCCACAUAAGCUAUACAUGUAAUGUGCUGUGUCCGUUAAAGCUGGCUUGUAGUUCCAGUUGUUAGGGAUUGUCGGGGAUCGUUUGCUCAUUUGGCCAGUUAAUUUAAUACAGAGUCCUGUAAUCAAAUAGAAUUCUGAGUUACCUUCAGUUAUUAAUAGGUAAAGCUAAGUACACACUGGACGCGGGCAGCAAAUUUCAAACAUAACUGAUUUCAAUGCAAUCAUGUGGGCGGUACGUGGGCAUCUCCUAUCACUCUUGUAGCGAUUUUUGACACCUACCGCAUGGGUGAAUUCCCAUUUGUCACGUGCUUCUUGCAUUUAUUGAGGGGAUAGUAGACCGUGUUUAUGUUUGGUUUGGGGGGGGGGGGG
Molecule: messenger RNA, 8669 nt
Organism: Gigantopelta aegis
Lineage: Eukaryota; Metazoa; Mollusca; Gastropoda; Neomphalida; Peltospiridae
Product: chondroitin sulfate proteoglycan 4-like
Exons: 3
Coding region: 196-7431 (2411 amino acids)
Source: RefSeq, a predicted model, not a curated record